Messenger RNA from Mastomys coucha (southern multimammate mouse), 2345 nucleotides. RefSeq names its product cytochrome P450 4F5-like. The transcript has 9 exons. Bases 1 to 1074 code for a protein of 357 amino acids. The record is from RefSeq and is a predicted model, not a curated record. Lineage: Eukaryota; Metazoa; Chordata; Mammalia; Rodentia; Muridae. Gene Ontology annotation, molecular function: oxidoreductase activity, acting on paired donors, with incorporation or reduction of molecular oxygen; monooxygenase activity; heme binding.
AUGCACGAAGUUGCCAUGUUGCCACUGAAACCAGAAGAAAAUCCAGAUACUCAGACUCCUGCCUCAAAAAGGGAAAGCAGCAUGGAAAGGAAAGGAACCAAUGGUGAGGCUCUACUACCUCUACCAAGAAUUCUUCCCCUAGAGAUUGAGCACAAUGAGGAAGGCAUGCAGCUGAUGACUGAAGCAGGCCAGACUUUCCAAGAUGUCCACCUCUGUUGGCUGGGACCCAUCAUCCCUGUGCUGAGGCUUGUUGACCCUGCAUUUGUUGCCCCCCUGCUCCAGGCCCCAGCUUUGGUGGCCCCAAAGGACACGGCUUUCUUAGGCUUCCUGAAGCCCUGGCUGGGAGAUGGGCUCUUCCUGAGUUCAGGUGACAAGUGGAGCCGCCAUCGCCGUCUGCUCACACCUGCCUUCCACUUGGACAUCCUGAAGCCCUAUGUGAAGAUUUUUAACCAGAGUGUAAACAUCAUGCACCGUCGCUUCCGCAAGGCCUGUGACCUGGUGCACAACUUCACAGAUGCUGUCAUCAGGGAGAGACGGCGCACUCUCUCCAGACAAAACCUUGAUGAGUCCUUGAAAUCCAAGACUAAGUCUAAGACUCUGGAUUUCAUAGAUGUGCUCUUGCUGGCCAAGGAUGAACAUGGAAAGGAGAUGUCAGAUGAGGAUAUCCGGGCAGAGGUUGACACCUUCAUGUUUGGAGGCCAUGACACCACCGCCAGUGCAGUCUCCUGGAUCCUGUACAACCUGGCAAGGCACCUGGAAUACCAGGAUCGCUGCAGGCAGGAGGUGCAGGAGCUGCUGAGGGACCGAGAGCCUGAGGAGAUUGAGUGCACUCUGGAGGCAGAGGUCUUUAAACAGUUAAGAGUCCCUACCCUGACUCUCUGCAGGAACUGCAUAGGACAGACUUUUGCUAUGAAUGAGAUGAAGGUGGUGCUGGCGCUGACGCUGCUGCGCUUCCGCAUCCUGCCAGAUGACAAGGAGCCGCGCCGGAAGCCAGAGCUGAUCCUGCGCACAGAGGGCGGGCUGUGGCUGCGGGUGGAGCAGCUGAGCGGGGGUGUGCAAGGACCCCAAUCCUGACCUGGGACUUCUUCACCCCACCCUCCAAUUGUUCCCUCUAGAUCCCAGAAUUAAGGUGGUUCCACCGAACGCCAGCAAGGGGCGCUGGAGGGCCCAGAAUCAGCAGUGGUCUUGCUGAAGAGAAUGGGCUGGUGUCCUUGAGUCAAAGAACCUGUUUGCUGAUCAGCAAGGCUUUCAUGCUUAGAGUUCUUUUCCAGCCCAAGCUUGGACUUCAUCCUGUUAAAGUCACCACAGGUUUUGGAGUAGAUUAGGAGAGGGACGCUGAGACUCUUUAGUUACCGAAACGAAGCCUUAAUUACAGUUUCCACUUUCUUCUGCCUUCUUCUCCUCCUCCUCCUUAUUAUAUUUGAAGCGCUCCUCCAAUUUUUUUUUCUUUUUUUUUUUUUGCCUCUUAGUGCUGUACUUACAGUAGUGGGCUGCCACACUGUAGCGGGGGUGGGGGGGAAGGUAUAUUUGUAAAGUUUGACUAAAAUAGUUUCUCAGAAAAGGUGUAACUUGGCAUCAUUGAGAAGCCUAUUAAAUGACAUUCUAGACUUAUGAUACCCAAGAUCACUAAGGCAUCUUAAAAUGAACAAAGUCAUACUUCCUUUAACUUUAGUCCUGGGUGGUGUUCAUUGAGAAUCUCACUUAUUUCACAAGAAUCUUAUAAUUUCCCUUUCUAGUAGCACUUUUGGGCUUGGAUUCCUCCACCCUCAUCACAAAAUCAUUAAACCAGUGUCAGAUGGAAGUGGUGACUCGUCCCUGAAAUCCAGUCCCUGUGGCAGGGGGAUCAUGAGUUGCAGAAUAUCUUUGAACAUAGAGAAAGUUUGAGGCCAGCCUAAGCCUGGUAGGCCUUGCCCUCCCACUUUCCCUCUGCCUUGCUAACCUAUUAGAUUACAUUCCUAAAGCUAGCCACCACGGUCUACACCCUUAUUUGACCACUUCCUCCUUUUGAGGCUGACUGCCAAAGUGCAGCUGUCAAACUAUUGAAGUACUGUACUCACAAGCCCUCUUUGAUACCCCCUAGUUAACGUGCCUCAUUAAACACUUCAUCCUAAUGCAGGGUGUCACCACUGCUGGGCUCACCAGACUCUUCAAGCCCCUUUUUGAGUUUUAUAGAAGAAACAAACAACUAUGGGGAGGAGACUGAGUGAGCGCUCGGUGUUAAGGUUUUCCUGCAUUGUUACCCUUUGGUGAUGCGUUGACUGUUUUGAGCUAUCUCUGUUUCUGUAAGUAAGCCCUCACCAACACUCUGGUUAAUAACCCCAAUAAACAAUUUGCUGGUUAACUGA